Melampsora larici-populina 98AG31 is the source of this 1137-nucleotide messenger RNA. RefSeq lists its product as uncharacterized. Gene Ontology annotation, cellular component: cytosol. Gene Ontology annotation, molecular function: S-(hydroxymethyl)glutathione dehydrogenase [NAD(P)+] activity; zinc ion binding. Lineage: Eukaryota; Fungi; Basidiomycota; Pucciniomycetes; Pucciniales; Melampsoraceae. The record is from RefSeq and is a predicted model, not a curated record. Gene Ontology annotation, biological process: formaldehyde catabolic process. The transcript is spliced from 12 exons. The coding region runs from base 1 to 1137 and encodes 378 amino acids.
AUGUCUUCCACUGCGAAUCAAAUUAUCAAAUGCAAGGCAGCGAUUGCAUGGGAAGCUGGAAAACCUUUAUCGGUGGAAGAAAUUGAGGUCGAGCCACCAAAGGCGAAUGAAGUUCGAAUUAAAAUCCUAUUCACUGGUCUUUGUCACACAGAUGCAUACACGCUCUCUGGUGACGAUCCCGAAGGCGACUUUCCAGUCAUCCUUGGUCACGAGGGAGGCGGUAUCGUUGAAAGCGUAGGUGAAGGAGUAACCGAGGUGAAGGAGGGUGAUCAUGUUAUUCCGCUUUACACUGCAGAAUGUAGAGAAUGUCAGUGCUGCAUUUCGUACGACACGUAUCACCUUCUUUGCGGAAGCGUCAGAGAGACUCAGGGGAAGGGGGUAAUGCCAGAUGGCACGGUUCGUUUCAAAUGUGGUGGCAAGCCAAUCAAACAUUAUAUGGGCUGUAGUACAUUCAGUCAAUAUACAGUGGUUUCUAAAUUCAGUGUCGUGAAGGUUGUUGACAAAGCACCCUUGGACAAAGUAUGCUUGCUAGGCUGUGGUAUCACUACAGGUUUCGGAGCAGCGACAAAGACAGCCAAUGUCACUGAAGGAUCUACUGUUGCAGUCUUUGGUAUCGGUUGUGUGGGGCUUGCUGUUGUCCAAGGCUGUGCUGCUCGCAAAUGUAGCAAAAUUGUGGCAAUCGAUGUCAAUAAUGGCAAAAAGGAGUGGGCUAUGAAGAUGGGGGCUACUGAUUUUUUUAACCCUAAGGAAGUUGCUGCUGGAAAAGAUCUAAAGCAAGUCUUAACCACGGAAUUUAUGUGCGACUGUACUGGUAAUGUGAACGUUAUGCGAGAUGCAUUAGAAAUUUGUCAUAAAGGCUGGGGUGUCAGUACAAUCAUUGGUGUGGCGGCUGCAGGUAAAGAAAUUGCCACGAGACCAUUUCAAUUGGUCACUGGAAGGAGAUGGCAAGGUAGUGCGUUUGGUGGAGUCAAAGGCCGCACAGAGAUUCCAGGCAUUGUCGACGAUUACUUGAAAGGAGUUCUCAAUGUAGAUGAUUAUGUGACCCAUCGCUGUACCUUAGAUACCUUAAACAAAGGUUUUGAUGAUAUGAAGAAAGGAGAGUGUAUCAGAUGUGUAGCUGAUAUGUCUAAAUCAUGA